AUGGGAUCCGUCGAAUCGUCCAAACAGGCAGAUCUGAAAUCGAUCUCGCUGGCGGGACUUCUUGCCGGGAACGACGAUGUUGUGAACGACCUUGUUUCCGCUUGCAAAGAAAAUGGAUUCUUUUACCUUGAUUUCCGUCACGAGUCCACAUGUGACAUCUUGAAGCUUGUCGACGACCUCGCUGCUAUUGGCAAGUCAGUUUUCAAGCUGCCACUAGAAGAGAAAGAACAAUAUAGCACCGAGAAAUAUCUACCAUCAAGACUUUUCGGCUACAAAAGAGUCGGGUGCUCCGUUGGACCAUUUGCCGGGAAGAAAGACGGCUAUGAGAGCUUCUCGAUCCACAAUAAUGGAAUCUUUGGGGAGGAUACCAUCAAUGCUCCUCCAGCCAUUGAUGAAAACUUGUCCCUAUUCGAGACAUUCAUGAGCGAGGUUCAUCAGUAUACUGAUUGCAUCCUGUCAAAUCUGUCUAAAGCGCUGGAGCUUCCGUAUGACUUGAAGGACUGUCACCGGAAGGAUAAGCCAUCGUCUGCAAACAUGGCUAUGUUGCAGUACCUAGCUUGGGGAAGCAGUCAUGACCAGAUCGGGAACAUGGCACAUACUGAUAUGGGAACUUUAACGGUUGUUUUCUCCCAGUCGGAUGGCUUGCAGGCUAUGCUGCCCGGAGAUGGGGAGUGGUCUUUUAUUCCACCGCGAGCUGGCCACGCCGUUGUGAAUGUCGGAGACUCGUUGCGUUUUCUUUCCAAUGGUGUAUUGGCCUCAUCUCUUCACCGCGUGGUACCUCCACCCGACUCAACAGGUCAGGACAAGUUCUCCGUGAUUUAUUUCUUGCGGCCAGAAUUCGAUGCCAAGUUUACUACCCAUGAUGGAAAGCAGAUGAACAGUGUGGAGUGGCAUAAUCAAAAAUACGCCCUGUUCAGAGAAGCGAGCCUGGAUGCCAAGCAGCAUGGUGCCAUGCUGACGGGACGCAACGAGUAUCUUGGCUCCACUGAUCAGUGA
Molecule: messenger RNA, 996 nt
Organism: Metarhizium robertsii ARSEF 23
Lineage: Eukaryota; Fungi; Ascomycota; Sordariomycetes; Hypocreales; Clavicipitaceae
Product: Oxoglutarate/iron-dependent oxygenase
Exons: 3
Coding region: 1-996 (331 amino acids)
Molecular function (GO): dioxygenase activity
Source: RefSeq, a predicted model, not a curated record